Rhizopus microsporus ATCC 52813 is the source of this 1821-nucleotide messenger RNA. RefSeq names its product WD40 repeat-like protein. The transcript has 11 exons. Bases 1 to 1821 code for a protein of 606 amino acids. Gene Ontology annotation, molecular function: protein binding; phosphatidylinositol 3-kinase regulator activity. Gene Ontology annotation, biological process: early endosome to late endosome transport. Lineage: Eukaryota; Fungi; Mucoromycota; Mucoromycetes; Mucorales; Rhizopodaceae. The record is from RefSeq and is a predicted model, not a curated record. Gene Ontology annotation, cellular component: late endosome membrane; early endosome membrane; extrinsic component of endosome membrane.
AUGAAUUCAUUACAUCAAGUGGAUGAACUUGUGAAAGAGUAUUUAUUAUUUCGUGGAUUCAUAAACACCUUUCGAGCUUUAGAAACAGAUAUAAGGUCGGAUAAAGAUAAAGGGUUUCAAGCGGAUAAGAUUAUUGAAGAACUAAUAUCAUACAUAACCUCUGGAGACAUUCAGGGACUUGUUGACUAUUAUCGAUAUCUCGAUCUUCGCUUCUUUUCUCGCCUCGAUAGUCGAUUCCAACGUACGAUAAAAAAGUUUGAGUUAUGUCUGCUAAGACACUAUCUUGUUCAUACCAUACAACAUAAGAAAAGGGAAAAAGUGAUUGAAUUCUUUGAUAUUUAUGGAUCAGAACUACAAGGCAAACCUGAAUGGACCGCUUGGUUUGCAUUACCUUAUAUCAAAAAUCCAUCCAAUGACCCAACAUUUGAACCCUUCUUUUCAAAGUAUUGGGUAGACAACUAUACGAUCUCUUUACACAACUUUUUAGCUACCACAUUUCAAAAUAUGCCUUUACCAAGCCUUUUAUCAUUCAACAUGGAUCGCCUUCAGCGUAAGUCGCAGCAGACAGAGAUCGAGACAUUAAAGAGCACGGUAGAAACUCAAAAAGCAACUUUGGAGGCUCGUGAAAAUGAUAUUGCUAAACUAAGGCAUCAAGUGCUCGAGACGAGAAAGGAAAUGACAGACGGUAUUUCAUUUAUACGAAGAAGAGCAGCUAGUACAGCAACUGAUUUGCAACAAAAGACAGCAUUAAAGAGCAACGAGAAUCCAAAAAGAUCAAGCUCUGAAUCAACUGCUAUUGUCCGCUCAAUGGAAGAAGAGCCAUUCUUGAUCGUCGGUCAACAAGAUUUUUAUGAACACCCUUCAGCCAUCACACACGCCAAGUUUUCAAGUCAAGGAGAUAGAAUUGCUAGUUGUGAUAUGGAUAAUAUGGUCAAAAUAUGGAAUUGUAAAAGCCAAUCAACAGAUUCAAUCAAGAUAAAGAACAGUCCUUCAAACGUGCUAUCAUUAGAAUGGGAUGCAAGAUCAGAUAAAUUUCUGUAUUUAGGAACAGAUACUGGACUUAUCCGUGUUUAUAAUGUUGAAUCCAAAGCAGUGGUGCAAGAAUUCUUAAUGGAUGAAAGCUAUCCUUGGAUCAAUCAGAUAUCUUCUAGCCCAGUGGAGCCUAUUUUCAUCUGCGCAGGAUCAAGCAACAGGGUAUUAAACAGUAAUAAUAAUAAACGAUCUGGAACACUCGUAGCUUGGAGUAUGAAGACAAUGUCAGCUUGUGGAACAUUCUCCUUUAAUGAUGAUCAAGACAUAAAUACAAUCAAUUUGAACCAUAACGGACAAAUGCUUGUCGUUGCCAACAAUGCAGGAUUGAUGCAGAUAUUUGAUAUUCGAAGUAUGAAGCCAAUCAUGGAAUGGAAAGGCAACAAGAAACCACCAUGCAUGGCACAGUUUAGCUUUGAUGAAAAUUCCAUUUAUUCGGUAGAUACCAGCGGUGAGUUAUCUCAAUGGUCUAUACAUAAACCUGGUGAGUGCGUGUUUAGUCGCUCAUUGGAAGGAUUCCCACCAGUUCCUAGUAUACCAAUGGACAUACCAACGUCAUCUGCGUCCUCAAUAUCAUCAAAGAAAAGUAAAAGAUCAUUCAGAGAUGAUAGUGUCAUUCAGUUACUUUUAUCUGGAUCUCCUCGCUCUCAAAUGGUCUCAUUCAGCUCUAAUACAGACUAUGUGCUGUGCACUUCUGCAAAUCACUAUGGAUCCAUUUAUAAGGUGCUAGAGCCAAAUACCUCAUCACCCAUUGGGCAAACUCAUCUAAUGCUUGUUUAUUUGGCACAAUAG